AUGACUGAACCUAGCUCCGGGGAAACAGACACGACAGCAAACUCGACUACUAAACAUAUUGGAGAUGAGGAGGUAGAUGAAUGGGUUGAAGAGGACGAAAAUUAUGAUGACGAUGACUACGAUGACGGAGAAGAGGAAGCGGAGGAAAUUGCACGUCGGUUGAAGGAACAACUAUGGGCGGACAUUAGUAAAGCACAGGCAGACCGCGUAAACGUCACUACGACGGCGUCAACUCCUGGUGCACCACCACAUGGUGGUGUUCCGUCUGCGGUUCCUUCUCCAGUCCCAAUCACACAACCGCCUCCCCAAUCAUCUACAUCGUUCAAGAAGGAAGAGGCCGCCUUGAAGACAAUGGGGAACGAUCCUCUGGUUCACUCAACUCUAGCGUCUGCAGUCGUUCCUGGUGCGGGCACCAGCGUUCUGGAAAUACUCAGUCACACAGUUUCUGCUGGGACAAUUUCCAAAGAGCUUGCAAAAACACUCAGCAUGACCCUUGUAUCUUUGGCUCGCUCCGACACUCUUUUUGCCGCAAUGCGUCAUUCCAAUGCGCCCGCACUACAGCUAGACAAGGGCAAGAGGAAACGCGACGAGACCGAAGAAGAACGGCAGAGGAACGAGCCACGAGCUUUCAAACGGCCAACUUUUGCACAUGGUCAUUUACAGAGCCAGAUAACAGACGCAGUUCGCGCGGUUUCAGAAACUCUAGCCUCCCAUCCACAUUCCAAGGGCCCGCCAGACCCGUCGAUCAUAUCCUCAAUCCAGCUACAGUUACACCAAAUAUUUCUUUUUGCGGUCACUUCUUCUGCGAGAGGAGGACCUGAGACAAACGCCUUACAGGAGAUCAGUGGACUCAUUCAGGUGGUUGGAGUCCUGAGUGGUAGUCCCAUUGGUCCCACCGCUGUCCCACCGCACGCUCAUAUUCAACCCCCUGACGUAUCGAUGUAUCCUCCCCGCCCAUGGAUACCGCCGGGAACUGGCCCCCAGCCUGUCCCUUUCAGCGACAUUGGUACCGCAGUAUAUCCCUGCCUAGUUCCAGGUUGCCGCAAGAUUUUCGCGCGAUUGUUUAGCCUACGAGCACACCAACAAGUGCACGCAGUGCACAGGCCAUAUCGUUGUGCUGCAUGUCCUGCCUCUUUUGCCCGAAAUCACGACCUGAGACGCCAUGCCAAACUACACGACAAGACGGGGUACCAGUGUGCUGGCUGCUACAAGUUAUUCUCGCGGCGUGACGCAAUAAAGAGGCACAAAAACAGCAGUGCGGCUCGUGGUGGCAAAGGAGAAGCAUGUGUCAACGCGGCAAUCAAAGAAGUCGAACUGGACAAGGAAGGUGGGGACGAUGCAGUGCGGGAAGGUCGACGAACACGGAUGUGGGCUGAUAUUGCGACGCAUUCUGUGGCGUCCACAGCAAGUUACGGAACGUUUGGUGAUGAUUGGGGCCCAGAGGAAGGGGAAAUGGACUGGCAACAGGCUGUGCUUAGUCUCCAUAAGACGUUGCAAGCGCAUGUGUUCGAACCGGCUGGAGGUCAAGCGACCUUGGCUAGCGUCAUCGCUAGGGCCCAGCUGCAAAAUAUGCCGUCUUCGCAAACUCAACAAGAUAAUUCAGCGGUGAGCGCUGCCAAUCCUAGCAUGGCCGAUUCGCAGCCUCUCUCUCUGGACGACGGAUAUUACGCUCCGAAUAAUGAUCCAGCCGCGGACAGUGCAAAUGUUUCUGCCCCGCCGCUAUCACUGUAUGGUCUUUCGGAGGAACAAGCGCGACUUUUGGAGCAGGCAAUCGCUAAUGCUGCGUCUGCAGCUCAAGCACAGGCAGAGGCAGAGGCUGCGUUGGAAGAACAGGAAGAGGACUAUGAAGAGGAUUACGACGAGCUGGACAAUGACGACAAUGACAGAUCAACUGUCGGAACCGAAGUCCCUUCAACGUUGGGACAAUAAUCUUGUUUCUGCCACCUCCCAGGCAUGUUCGGCAGCCUUCAGCCCAUCUGUAAUGCAUCUAUCUAAUCGUACAAUUGUUGAUAACGUCCAAAGUAAUGAAAAUAUGUACACAGAAUGCGAAGAACCUGAAUGGCAAUAGCAUGGUAGCAACGUGAGUAACGAACUAAAAUUCAUGGAGGUGGUCGCUUACUAGUCAUGCCAUCAUCAAGAU
Suillus subalutaceus is the source of this 2140-nucleotide messenger RNA. RefSeq lists its product as uncharacterized. The coding region runs from base 1 to 1929 and encodes 642 amino acids. The record is from RefSeq and is a predicted model, not a curated record. Lineage: Eukaryota; Fungi; Basidiomycota; Agaricomycetes; Boletales; Suillaceae. Gene Ontology annotation, biological process: regulation of transcription by RNA polymerase II. Gene Ontology annotation, molecular function: DNA-binding transcription factor activity, RNA polymerase II-specific; RNA polymerase II cis-regulatory region sequence-specific DNA binding. The transcript is spliced from 5 exons.